CCUUUGGAAUAGGACAGGCUGCCUUUGACUUGAGGGGCACAAUAACUGAAAUCCCUUUUUGCUGGCUCCAAAAGUAACGGGCAUUGCUAAACCUAGCUGGGAGAUCAGUGACAGGAUAAAGAGAAGAACCAGGACUUAUACUGUAGGCUAAGACUGCUUGGUGCUGCAGAGAGAGGCUCUCUCCCCGCCAGCCCGCCUGAAGAUCAGUCUGCACUGGAUCGUGAUGGGUGGGGGCGUGGCUGAGAGGUUCCUAGUCUCCAAGAGACUUUCUAUACCCAGCCCCGGACGUUUCCUUCCUCCCUGCGCCUCGUCUUGGGUUUCCAGACCCUCCCUACGCCCGCCUGGGCCCUGCUCUCUCUGUAGGGGUGGGAUGCGCUUUUCGCACCCUGCUCCAGCCGGGGUGAGUGAGCCCACGCUGGCGUCUCUGGGUCCAGCCCUGUUUGCCCCGCCCCGCGCGGCCAUUGAGCUAUCCCCGCAGCCCCGCCUCGUCGGAGCCUCCGCUGCACAGCAGCCACCGGGGUGCCAGGCACGAGCCAAGAGGGGGUGGUCCUACCACCACCCUGCAAUAGGCAUGCGCGGAUUUACCCCACCCCUUCCAGGCACCAGCCAACGAACGCUCCUGGUGUUGCGUCUUCGGCCAAUGGCGCCGCGCCUCAGUGUCGGGUGCGGUUGCUAAGGGCAGCGGCGACGGCCGGGGCUGAGCGCGAGUGGCCAGGAUCCCAUAGCAACGGCGGGGGUGAGGAUGGAGAGCGCGGGGGACCGGGCCGGGCCCCGCGGGGGCAGUAUUUUUGAAGAUGAAAGUGUGAAAUUGCGACAGCUGAAACUAGAGAACCAGAGAGCUCUUCUGGAGAAGAAGCAGAGGAAGAAACGUCUUGAGCCCUUGAUGGUGCAGCCAAAUCCAGAAGCAAAGCUGCGUAGAUCAAAGCCCAAAGGGUGUGAGGAGCAGACUCCCUUAGUAGAGACCCACACCCCUUUUCACAGCGAUGUUGUCCUGCAUGGCAUUGAUGGCCCAGCUGCCUUCCUGAAGCCAGAAGUCCAAGACUUAGGGACCAAACUCCAAAUCCUCUCUGUAGGAUCUUCCACAACAGAAGAUGAUGCAGAUCAGGACAAUGAUGAAGAGACCCUCAUAGAUAGAGCUGCCAAGCCGGAUCUGCAAGAAAUCCUACAGAAACGAGGGAUCUCAGGCAGUUUGAAUUUCGAUGAGGACACAGAAGAGGAGGAAGAAGCUGGAAAGAGGUCAAGAUCUCGUUCACCAUAUUCUGAAUCUGAGAGGCCUAGUUCCGCAACCAGCCAGAAAUCUGCUACAGACACAGGUGCUUCCUGCAGUGCAUCCCCAGAGUCAGAUGCACAGCUGGGAGAAGUGGAGAACUUGGAGGAGUUUGCAUUACGCCCUGCUCCCCGUGGCAUUACAGUGAAGUGUCGAAUCACUAGAGAUAAGAAAGGAAUGGACCGAGGCCUCUUCCCCACCUACUAUAUGCACCUGGAAAGGGACGACAACAGAAAGACGUUCCUUCUUGCAGGGAGAAAACGGAAAAAGAGCAAAACAUCCAAUUAUCUCAUUUCAAUUGACCCAACAGAUUUAUCCCGGGAAGGGGAAAGUUUCAUUGGAAAACUAAGGUCCAACCUUAUGGGAACAAAAUUUACUGUCUAUGAUCAUGGAGUUAGUCCAAUAAAGGCACAAGGGCUAGUAGAAAAGGCCCAUACCAGACAGGAGCUCGCAGCCAUUUGUUAUGAAACCAAUGUCCUAGGAUUCAAGGGCCCCAGGAAGAUGUCCGUGAUCAUUCCAGGGAUGAACAUGAAACACAAGCGGAUUCCAAUCAGACCACGAAAUGAACAUGAGAGUUUGCUGUCAAAAUGGCAAAAUAAAAACCUGGAGAACCUGAUUGAGCUGCACAACAAGGCUCCAGUCUGGAAUGAUGACACUCAGUCGUACGUCUUGAAUUUCCAUGGGAGAGUCACUCAGGCCUCGGUGAAGAACUUCCAGAUUGUCCAUGAGAAUGACCCUGACUACAUUGUGAUGCAGUUUGGUCGUGUAGCAGAAGACGUGUUCACUCUGGACUAUAAUUACCCUUUGUGUGCCCUCCAGGCCUUUGCCAUUGGACUCUCUAGCUUUGACAGCAAAUUGGCAUGUGAAUGAUGGAGACAGCGGACUUGGACGUGGAAUCAUGAGAAGUAUCCUGGGGACAGAAGGGGAACUGGAGACGAGAGAUCUGUGGCCUUAACAAGAAGCAAAUAGUAGAUUUGGGGGCUUUACAGUAGCUGAUAGGGACCAUGACCCUUUUGGAAAGGAGAUCUCUGCAUGUGCACUGGGGGAAGGCAAGGAUAAUGUGUGAUGUCUUUGUUAUCAGUAUUAAUGCUGCAUUGAGACUCUUGAUGGGAGAUGAUGUGUGAGAGCUAAUCCUGCUCCUUAGCAGCUAAGCAUCACUGUGACUAGGAACUCCUGCAGUGGGGAUCAGAUUAAUAGUGCUUUAGUGCCCAGGAGCCUUGGAUCUCACAGCGCGCCUGUGCUCGUGCAGCAUAUAUUAAGAUUAAUUCAGAGAAGGAAGGACAGGUACAGUCUGUGCCAUCUCUUACCCCGCAGAGUAACUCUCCUGUCUAAGGCAAAGUUCAGAGAAAGAAGAGAGGGUAUAAGCCUGAUGCCCCUGUGCAACUGUAAGCAGUGUUCAGUGAACAAAGAGUAGGAACAAGCCCCAUGCUUCUAUAGCCACCCUUUUACUCUGCAGGAUAAUUCUCGUUCAAGGCUGAUGGAUCCCAGUUCCUGUUAAUUGUUCUGCUGCUCAUUACCCUAUCACUACCCGUUUACCAAAUAAAGAUCCCCCAUCAUUAGGAAUGUGAGAAAACCUCCUAUGGUCACUUCUAAGUGAGCAAUAUUUAUAUUAUGACCAUCACUGUUUCUUUUAUUCCUAACAGCUCUAAAAGUGAAAUUGAAUAGAUCAUUGGACCUGACAGAAACUGGCUGAGAAGGGCAUGCCAUUGACUAUUCCUGAAAUGCAGCAUUCUGAUUGACUUAAAUACUAGAUUCUAUAGGUCAAUCAAUCAGAAACAUUUUUUUCAAAUUUCUUUUAUGAAUAAAGUUUGCUGCAUUUUAGGAAUAAACUGAUGUCUGAAGCUUUUCUUUGUUUUGUUUAACUUUUUUCUCAGCAAAUAAGAGACUCUCCUGCAGCAGUCUGAAUGGCUGAUUCCAAUUGCAUGUGGUAUAAUAACCAUAGAUAUCUCAAAUCAUGACCAGUUCAGUCAGUUUUAUAUAAUCAUUUAAUCUGAAUAUGAGAAGAUUAACCAAAAAAUAAGAUUAUAGACAUUUUCCAUGGCACAAGGAAAGAAGAAUAUUGCAACAAGAGUGGCCGAAGUACUGCUCAUCGAGCUCCAUAAUGUGUCCUGCAGCAGCCCUCAUUUUUAAUUCUGGGUUGCAGUCAGUGGAGACCACAAGUCCCAGCAUGCAAUCCUCCUUGAUCCACCAGCCUCAACUUGCAUCAAAUUGGAGCACUGCAUAUUGAGACCUAUAGGUUACAUGGGUUGCACAUCUGCUGUAUACUAAAAAAGAGGGCAGCUAUCAUCCUGUCCAUUUCAUGUUCUUUCUGUACAGCUGUCAGGAUCUUUUCUUUCACAUUCAUUAUGUACAGUUAAUUGCUCAUGUGUCCCUCUGUUAAGCAAACUGUGGGUGUCCCCUUUUUUGCAUGUACUGAUCUUUUUUUUAAAGGUCAUUGUCAGCCCACAAGUCCUAUCUGGAUGCUCUCAGCAACCGGACUUUCAUCAUUAUGAAAGUCUUUGCAUUAUAUGUCACGUAAGUCUCUAUACUGGUGAUAUUAUCUUGCUGUUUAAUUUUCCAAAACAUCAAACUUUGUGUAGACAUUUUCUGAUGCCAGAAAAAACACUUCAAUCAUAAUCACAUGUAAUCUCUGUAUUUAAUUGUAAAUGGUGAAUUGUUGCUGACAGGUCCAGUUCUAGAAAAUGCUUAUCUCACUAGUGCCCAAGCUACAGUGGGUGAGGUGCCAUUGCAUUCAAAGCAAUCUCAUCAGCAUAGCACUCAGCAAAGAGAGUUUGCGCCAGGUACCUCUUUUGUGCCUUCAUGCACUUCCCGCGUGCAUCUCCCACUUGUGCUUUCUUGUGCUCCCAACUGACUGCUCUGCACUCCCUGUAUCUACCCAGAAAAGCCAAGAAACCAGUUCAUAAUGCCUCUGUCACAAUUACUUUGUAACUAGGACCAGAUGUAGAAAAUUAGUUUAUGUUCGCCUGGGGUUAUUUGUAGGCAGUGCAUUAAUUGCUAGUCCAGAAAAAGUUUCUUUGUGCUUAGCAAGCCACCCUGCAACUGCCUGGUUCAUCUCUCCAACUGGGCCAGUCAGCAAGGGCUCUCUCAAACUAAUUCAAGGUGGUAAACCCAUGGGUGAGCUUAAUUGACUAUGGCUAAGUCAGUGCCUGUGAUUCUUUAGGUUUCCUCAUCAAGUUGUACAGACAGAUGACCGAAUUUCUUGUCUCUUCUGAGGUGCUUUCUAUACUGUGGGCAUGUGACCCUUCACUUACCUUCUAGUAUUGAAACUCUUUCGUCUGUCUCAGUUUUUGAGGUGGUUGUUUUUUUUUUUAAAGGGACUGUACACAAUGAGCUUGCUCACACUAGCAUUAAAGUGUGUUAGCCACAACUGUGUUUAAACACAGGUUAUUGCUAGCAGGUCCGAGCCUGGUUUCUCUGAUAACCUCCAGCAGGGAAUUUUUCUAAAAAGGGUGAUAUUGUUGUGCUAGGAAACAGUCCUAUCAGCCUUAUUUUCAGACAGAAAUCCCAGUGCACGCUGCUCAGGGAAAUGGUACGCUCUAUCACAUUUAAAUCUGACUCUGGGUAUCUUGGUGUCAACCCUAAUGUGGACAGAAGCAUGGGUCUGUUUCUUUUGCCGUUUGAAGAGGCAAUAGCAAUGCAGGAGGUGGGCAUUUACCUCUUCUCAGCUGCUUUCAGACAUUUUAUAUAUGGGAGGCUUCAGUGCCCUGCCCCAUUCUGUUUGGGUUCUUCACUCACUCUGUUGCUGCUCUGUGUGCCUAAGGUCCACCUACAUGACUGAGAGGCUGGCUUUGUGUGCUCCCUGCUGCUUCCAAGCUUUUUUUUUGCUCUGCAGAAACGUCCAGUGCUUUUUGGUCAAACAUUGUUCUACAUGAAUUGUAUUUAUAACUUUUGUACUCUAAUGAAAAUAAAGUAAUUUAUAAAAAACAAAA
Molecule: messenger RNA, 5196 nt
Organism: Chelonia mydas (Green sea turtle)
Lineage: Eukaryota; Metazoa; Chordata; Testudines; Cheloniidae
Gene: TULP3
Product: TUB like protein 3
Exons: 11
Coding region: 743-2137 (464 amino acids)
Biological process (GO): protein localization to cilium
Cellular component (GO): cilium
Source: RefSeq, a predicted model, not a curated record